GUUUGAACCAAAACUAUCUGUCUGUGAGGAAGGGAGGAAGGGUGGGGCGUUUAUGCCGAAGCUGAUGAGGGAACGGGUCGUCAGCCUCUGACGCCACGAUGGUCUCUGCGAUGAUGCAGGCUCUCGCCACAAUGUCACUGUGACCGUUACUCUCUUCUUGCUCUGAGCCUGAAGUCAAAUUCAUCAAUCAUCUAUUUGGAGUUUUGUUUGCCUACCAGAUGGAACAUUUUAUUAAAAUUGUUGGAGCAACUAAAAGGAUUUGUUAUUGUUGAUUCAUCUAGAUAAUUUACUCUGAGGUCCAAGCCAGUGUUGCAGGAUGGGAUGCAGAUGGAUGGACGGCACGGAUGCAUCUCUGUGAGUGUCUCACUAAAUGCUGACCUUCUUACAAAUGCGUUGGAUUUUGUUUUUAAUUCCUUCAGCGACCACAAAAGUGCUGUUGUACAAGUUGUUCUGGAUGGUCUGGCAUCAGCACAAUGCCUGAAUUGCAGCUUUUCUACCCGCCUCGUCACGACUUUCAGCCUCCAAGCCUUUACCUGGACCUGCUCCAGAGGCGUGCCAUGGAGGACCAGGUCAACCUGUGGUGGUUCGGAGAGCCACGCCACUCCCUCAUGUGUUACUGUGCUUCGGUCGCCCUCAUAUUAGGUCUGGGCCUGGGUGGUGUCUGUCUCCUUUCCACCAUCACCACCAGCAUGUCCAGCGAGUGGCGCCUGGGGGUGGGCACCACACUAUGCCUCCUCUCACUGGCUGUCCUGCUUAAGCAGCUUCUUAGCUCUGCCAUCCAGGACAUGAACUGCGUGCACAGUCGGCGCCGAAUCGACCAGCUGAAGAGUGGCGGACAGGCCGACCCGGCCCUGAUUCUGGUUGUGGGCGUGGCGGUGAUGCUGUGUGGGACUGUUCUUCUCUGUGUGACCACAAUCAACAAGGCCAGCGGCGAAGGUGAUGACAGUGUGGAAAUGUUGGUGUCGGGUCUGGUGCUGAUGGCCGCUGGACUCGGUAUGGCUCUGGCUGUGGCGGCGUACGGUGUGCUGGUCUACUUCAAGAGAAGAAGGGAGCAGACCAGGAGGAUGAGAGCAAUUCGUGCGAGGAGGCUGGGACGUGGGUCUGUGCGUGUGUUCUGUGUUUCGGGAGGACAGCUGAACCAGGCAAGGAGAGAGACCGCCUCCAGCAGAACCAGCCUGAUCUAACAGGGUUGAAGCGUCUGUAUACAAUAAAGUGGACAAGUGGAGGUGGCACACUGCUCCAAAAGGUGAUUUGUUCAGACUUGGAGUUCAUUUUCCCCUCGGGAAACAACGGAAAUACAAUUAAUUGUUCCAGGAGUCAUAUUUUUACAAUUUUCUUUUAAUAUUAGGUCAGUUUCUGAGUUAUUCACAGCUGAACCAUCUAUAUUCUGAGGGUCCACUGUAACACGUAAUCAUUUAACAUUCAAAUACUACUUUAGUAUUUUGUUAGUCAAUACAAUACAAGUACUGAAGUUCUCAGUUGUGUGCAAAGCUCUAGAAUGAUCUGACAAUGUUUUCAUGUUUUGCAUGUACAUUCAUUAAUACGCAACAUCAGUAUGCAAACUAAUGUCUGUAUUUUUAUUGAGAAAGUUCCUAGCUAAUAUAUAAAACUGUCACACUCAGUGUGAGUACAGGCCUGCGUCUGUCGAGUUUGAUUUAUACUUCAAAUGUAUGCGUCUUGUGUUCAAAUUCCACUUCUGUGCGUAUAUUAAAUGUCCCCGCCUGGCCCCUUAAGGUGCCAUACAUUGCAUGCAAAUACCAAUACAUCAAUGUAAAAGAAAAUAUCGAGUGAGAAAAGACAUGAUCCAGCAAAGUAAUUUCACAUAACUGGGUUCCCUGCAUCCACACAAUAAUCAAGUUCACAAAAGAUUCUCAGCAUGAUCACAGUAGAAUGAAUCAUUGGCUAAAUGAGGAUAAAUGAGAAACAUGAGAUGAGUCCCGACAAUGUGGUUAGUGUCUGGAUUUUGUGAACCACGCUCCUCUUCAACACCGACAUGAAUGGACAAGUUCCCCGGGAGACUUGCAGAAGAAGAAGUUAUAAUAGCGGCUCAGUCCGUUGGGGCUUGGGAUUUGUGGUCUGCUCCUCUGUGUGGGGUGCAGC
Messenger RNA from Dunckerocampus dactyliophorus (ringed pipefish), 2100 nucleotides. RefSeq names its product transmembrane protein 125b (gene tmem125b). The transcript is spliced from 2 exons. The coding region runs from base 474 to 1184 and encodes 236 amino acids. The record is from RefSeq and is a predicted model, not a curated record. NCBI's taxonomy places the organism in Eukaryota, Metazoa, Chordata, Actinopteri, Syngnathiformes, Syngnathidae.